This is a messenger RNA of Neodiprion virginianus, 3270 nucleotides long. RefSeq names its product dynein assembly factor with WDR repeat domains 1-like. The transcript is spliced from 8 exons. Gene Ontology annotation, biological process: mRNA splicing, via spliceosome. Lineage: Eukaryota; Metazoa; Arthropoda; Insecta; Hymenoptera; Diprionidae. Bases 279 to 1529 code for a protein of 416 amino acids. Gene Ontology annotation, molecular function: U4 snRNA binding; protein binding; U6 snRNA binding. Gene Ontology annotation, cellular component: U4/U6 x U5 tri-snRNP complex. The record is from RefSeq and is a predicted model, not a curated record.
CCAUUUUCAAUUAUAAAUUAUGAAAAUUCAAAUAAGUCUGCGUAGAAUGCACAGAGUGAUGAAAAUAUGGCGGGAAUGAAAUCGACCAAGCAAACCUUAGCAACAUGAAUUGUUUUCUGAAUAUAGUGAAAGGAGAUUUCAGACUUUGUCUUGCAUUUCGCAUUGAUCGGUCGUCGUUGCAUAGGCUUUAAUUUAAUUUUUAAGACAAAUUGCUGAUCGAAACACGGUCAAUCUGGCAACGUAUUUGUUGUGACAUUAAUUUACAAAUCGCAUUGUAAAUGAAGUUACUAAAAUUUUUACUUCGCUACUUUCCGCCAGGUAUAGCUCUUGAGUACCAGCAAGGCGGAAAUAUCAAAACGAAGAUGAUAGAUCUUUUGGAUUUGACUGCUAACACAGACGUAAAAGCCCUAGCUGAGAGUAUAAAAGCUGCGGAGCCGAUCAUAACUGAUGGUGUAACUGAGCAGUUGGUAGAAACAUUGCAGAAACUUCAGUCCAAGGUCUGUGAUGGGAAUUUUAAGCGUUACUACAAGUACAAGACCCUGCAAACUCAUCUGCUACCUCUGACAAACAUCGCGUUUGAUAAAUUAGGUAAAAGAUGCCUGACGGGCAGCUAUGACCGAACUUGUAAAGUUUGGGACAUUGACAGUGGAACGGAGCUUCUUACUCUCGAAGGCCACAAGAACGUAGUGUACGCAGUAUCCUUCAACAAUCCCAAGGCGGACAAAAUAAUGACCGGAUCUUUCGACAAGACUGCAAACAUAUGGUGCUCUCAAACUGGGCACUGUUUGCUCAGCAUGUGGGGCCACGACGCGGAAGUUGUGGUUGUUCAAUUCUCGCCGACACAAAACCGCGUGGCUACUGCCUCGAUGGACGCCACGGCGAAAAUUUUUCAUUUAGGAUCUGGUCAAGAAUUAGGUACUUUAAAAGGACACACUGCAGAGGUGAUAGCUCUUCGUUACAACAACGAUGGUAAUGAGGUAAUCACAGGCGCGUUUGAUGGAACUGUAAGCGUUUGGGACACUCGAACCAUGCAACGGACGAGCGUCUUGACAGGUCACUACGAAGAAAUAUCGAACUGUCACUACAAUUUUGACUGUUCGCUGAUCGCUUCGUCUUCCAUGGACAAAACUGCCAAGGUUUGGGACGCCCGGAUGAAUUCUUGUCUAGCAACGAUUCGCGGUCACGAGGACGAGGUUUUGGAUCUGAGCUUCGACAACAAGGGUAAAAAAUUGGCCACUGCCAGCAGCGACGCAACUGUUCGAGUUUGGGAUCUUUCUGCCAACUUUGAACAAAUCGCUGUCAUGUCUGGGCAUCGUGAGGAAGUAUCUAAGGUGUGCUUCAGUCCAAACGGCCAUCAAUUACUAACAUCAUCGAUGGACCGAACCGCUCGAUUGUGGUCUCUUGAAACCGGAUGUUGCGUACAGACGCUGAACGGCCAUACCGACGACGUUUUCAGCUGCGCAUUUUCAUACACCGGAGACACAAUAGUAACUGCAAGUAAGGAUAACACUUGCAUGAUCUGGAGGUGACUCGAUUGGUUCCAGGUCGAUGCCUUGUAGCAGUUCGAUCCUGGUCAACGGUGCUAUACAACUUCAUGAAUGUAUAUCUCCUGUAGUGAAUAUAGCGAACUAUCAUGGGUACGUACAUAAAGCGAAAUGUACGUCAGGAAAGAAUGAUGUGAUUGGAAAUUCAUUCAAGUACAAGUAUAUUUGAAAUACUUCUGUACAUGGAGUCAUAGAGAAAGUAAUUAGUUAUAGUUACACAGUCUAUAAUGUCUCUAGGUGUAUAACGUUUGAAAAAACCAUUCGUAUAGUUAUAAUUGCUAUCCAAAGCACAGCUGUGGUUAAACAAAUAUGGCGCUGCGUAAAUGGAUAACAAACUAAUCGUUUCAGCUUCGAUUUUAACUAUAAAUUAUGUGAAUACAAAUCAGCAAAAACUUUUGUUCAUGCGGCCACACUUUUGUUGUGCUACUAAUUUUAUUGUUUAAUACGUCUCGGUUGUAAUUCCACUUUUUACCACCAGAUGGCUUCUUUCAAUAUUUUCGAACCCAAUACUGCAUGGUUAAAUAUAUAAGUCGCCGUUUGUUGUAAAUUAACUAAAUUCGCACUGUCCAUGUCAAUGCAAUAUCAUGUGUUUUGUGACAGCUACGUUAUACGCAUUCAGAUCAACAUUAUCAGAUCCAGAAUACGGUUCUAAUAGUGUGAAACAGGCAUGUAUAGUCAUUAGAUUGCUCAAAUUAACAAUACCUCGUAGUUUAUUAAUCAGGAUAUCGAAGCGUAAUAUUCUGAUCAGCUAUAAUUUAAUACCUAUGCAUUCCAUAACUGCGAUGAUCUGAUUGUGAAAUAUUUUGCGUUGAUUCCAAUGUAGAUAUUAUUAUUAACGUGUUAUUAACGUGUAUUUACUCGUACAAUGAAAUGAAUCAUAAUAAAUAACGUCUCUCCAGAUUAUUCUAUUCAUAUUCUCGAAUGAAUCAACCGAUUUUAGAUGUAACCAAUUGGGUGCGUGUAUGUAUCUUUGAAUUUGAAAUGAUGCGAAUCGAUAAUCAUUAAGGCCAAAAUCUUUAGUGACCCUCUUUAAUUCAUAUUGAUGAUGACAAAAGUAUUUUCAGAGCGUAUAGCUUUCAAGGGAAUUUGAAUUGUCAGGAAAUUUGCACGUGUGUGAAAAAACCGUUAAAGAUCAGGGAAUUCGGACUUGUAUCCUGGAAUUUUUGUAUUUUCUUCCUCACUAAUGUACGAUUCUUUAAAACGUAGAACAUUACUCUUCGUGACAUAAUUGAGGAAGUAAUGUACAAAGGGUAUAUAAAUUACAAAAAAUAUGGUUUCAGAGGAAUUUCAAGAAUUGAUAAAUAUAUGUUGAGCACUAUGUAAAAUUUAUGAAAAAUAUAAACAAGUACUAAAAAAAAGUUAAUUCUGUCAGAUUAAUGUUUCCACCUUCGUGCUAAGAAAGAAUGGUUAAUCCUAACCUUCCUGUAGUUUCUUGAAAUUGGAGUAUUUAUUGAUAUAUUUGGUAAUUGAGUUUGAGUAAGAUUGAACUGAAAGAAAAAUUCGACUAUGUUAACUUAAUUUGGAAACAUCUGAUGUCCAAUUUCUAACUAAUUUUUAAAAGUGACUUUGUUAGUAAAGUUAGGUCGAAAAGAGUCUUGGAAAAAUGUCUAAUUCAGUUUUGAAAACCGGGAAAUGUCAGGGAAUUUUAUGUGUCAUUGACACGAGACACUCUGAUUUUCCUACCGUAUAUUUUUCUUGAUGGUAUGAAUUCAUUAAUAUGCCAUUU